AACAGCAACAACAACAACAUUAACAAUAGCAAUCGUAAUCGCAAAAGCAGCAACAAAAACACAUUAAUGGGAAGCGCAAAAUCAACCAAGUGAAACGGAAAUUUACAAAAUAAAACCAAAAAGAUUCAAAACUUGACUAGAAUAAUUCCGAUCCGGUCCGAUCCGAUCAAAUCGAAGCCCCCAGUGCACGUUGCCCGUCCGGAGCCGAGUGGUGACCCACCACCACCGAUAGAGUCAUAAGAGCCUUGGCGAAUCGUAAUUAAUUGAAGCAUGAGAGCAGCCUGAUCCGUAGACGAACAGAGCACCAGUACGGAGACCAGACAGCACAUGCCACCACGGCCCCUCGAGGAGUCUUUCCCACCCAAGCCCCCACGCCGCAAACGACAGAUGCGGCCCGAACAGGAGACGGGGAGCCAUCACCCGGAGACCCAGCCCCAGGCGGAGAACGAGGAUGAGCAGCUGCUGCCCUCCACCAGCGCCAGUAAUAGCAACAGCACCAGCAAUGCCACCACCAGCGCCAGCAUCCGGAGCGACACCUACUCCAGCCUUCGCUAUACCCGUUCCAAUCUCAGCCGCAGCAGCCUCCUGCUGAGCCACCAGCAGAGCUCCUUCGAUGGCAGUGCCGCCACGCCCACAGAGCGCACGGAGAGCAGCGAGACUCUGGACAUGCUGCCCAUGGGCAGGGGUCGCUCCCAGAUGCAUCCGGCAGGCAGAUGCAUGGGCCAGAUGCCGAUGAGUACGCAGAUGCGGGCGGGCCAGCCUUCGGCCCUGGCCAGUGCACUGCAUGCAACGGCCAAGCUGGCGGCCAGUGUAGAUGCAUAUACGGCCGCGGCGACGGCGGCGACGACGGUUCCCUCCGGUCACCUACCGCUCACCGGACCUGGCGCCGACUACAGUAUGUGCGACUCGUGUCGCCCAUUGCGCUUCCACAGCCAGAACACCGGCCAGAGCUGUCACAUCCACGGCAAUCUCGGCAGUCGACCCGUCCACUCGGGCCCGAGCAGCUACGUUGGAUCGUCGCGCUAUCUCUACCAUAAUUUAAAUUCGAAUUCCCCACACGCGGGCUCGGGACGCUUCAGCGCGCAGAGAGACGCCUCGCUCCCACCUGCGGCAGCUGUGCCCCUGCCGUUGCCGUUGCCGUCAGGGCUAGCAGCUUCCAUAGCACCGCCACCAUUUCAGUAUCGCACCUUCCAACAGAAUCCGUCUUACCGCUUUCAGCCACGCCAGCACCGCACCGGCAGCAGCAGCAUGUCGCAAUCCGGCGAGGAUCUCCACUCGCCCACCUACCUCUCCUGGCGCAAGCUCCAGCUGAGUCGCGCCAAAUUGAAGGCCUCCAGCAAGACAUCGGCCCUACUCUCCGGUUUCGCCAUGGUGGCCAUGGUGGAGGUGCAGCUGGACCACGACACAAAGGUUCCGCCCGGCAUGCUAGUGGCGUUCGCGAUCUGCACCACAAUGCUGGUGGCCGUGCAUAUGCUGGCCUUGAUGAUCAGCACCUGCAUCCUUCCGAACAUCGAGGUGGUGUGCAACCUGCACAGCAUCUCCCUGGUGCACGAGUCGCCGCACGAGCGCCUGCACUGGUACAUUGAGACGGCGUGGGCUUUUUCCACUCUGCUGGGGCUGAUCCUGUUCCUGCUGGAGAUAGCCAUACUGUGUUGGGUGAAGUUCUACGAUCUGAGCCCGCCGGCGGCCUGGUCCGCCUGCGUGGUGCUGAUACCCGUGAUGAUUAUCUUCCUGGCCUUCGCCAUACACUUCUAUCGGUCUCUGGUGACACACAAGUACGAGGUGACGGUCUCGGGCAUACGGGAGCUGGAGAUCCUCAAGGAGCAGAUGGAGCAGGACCACCUCGAGCACCACAACAACCACAAUCGCAAUAAUGGCCUUCACUACGGUGCCGCCGGCGACAUCGUCUAGCAGUAUCAAUCGCGCGAGGAUCCCACGAUGCAUGAAGUCUCCACGGCGAUUCUCCGCUGAAAACUUAAGGAAAACGAAAAGAAAAGACACUUGCGGCAGUGGGCCAGAGGCCCCGCCGUCAAUCCUCAGACUAUAUAAGUGAAUAUUUUUUUGUAAAUUUGUAGUUGAUGCAAAUUGUGAUACGCAGCAGGCAGUAGAUAUUUAUUAUACGAGAACAGUAUGAGUAUGGGUAUAUUCUAAAGGAGUGUGCCUCGAGCAAUGUUUCUUUCAGCUCAAGACCUUUAACAGAUUGUAGCCCCCGUGUACUGUACCCCUGCAAUGAUGAAAGACCCCAAACUAAAGCAAUAAUACUUUCAAGUUGAAAAUUCCUCAAAAUUAGCUCGUAUUUGUUUUAACUACUUAGCGCUCCGUGAAUAAUCUGUAUUGUAUUUUUUUCGGACCUUGUCCAUAGCGCGCAGUCUUCCCUCACUCACGUAGUGUGUAAGAUCCCAAAACCCCGAUCGUGUUAGCCCAUAUUUUGAUAUUGAUAGGCCCAAUAUAUACAUAUGUAAGCGGAAUUGCGCUGUAAUUUAUACACGUACGAUUAAACGAUUUUUUUUCUACC
This is a messenger RNA of Drosophila obscura, 2515 nucleotides long. It is a transcript of the gene Orai, whose product is annotated as calcium release-activated calcium channel protein 1. NCBI's taxonomy places the organism in Eukaryota, Metazoa, Arthropoda, Insecta, Diptera, Drosophilidae. Gene Ontology annotation, cellular component: membrane. Bases 328 to 1911 code for a protein of 527 amino acids. Gene Ontology annotation, biological process: store-operated calcium entry. Gene Ontology annotation, molecular function: store-operated calcium channel activity. The transcript is spliced from 2 exons. The record is from RefSeq and is a predicted model, not a curated record.